AUGCCUGUGCGGCAGCAUGUGCGCCCGCGCCCGUGGAUCUCAGUCCGUGUGUUGACCUGUCAAAACCCUCGUCCCGACGGGAGACGCCACCAGUCUCUCCAUCCAUGGGGCUACACCAAGGAAUUUAAGCAGGGCCUUGAAUCGUGUUGGCGUAUGGUGAUGAACUGCAUGUGCGAAGGACACGCCAUCUACUGGCUGGGCCACUCAUCACCGUUCACCGUAGUAGCAAGGGCACUUUUUCCCACCCCUCCCUUCAUGUCAACAAUUCUCCAGCAGAGCUGA
Molecule: messenger RNA, 282 nt
Organism: Colletotrichum truncatum
Lineage: Eukaryota; Fungi; Ascomycota; Sordariomycetes; Glomerellales; Glomerellaceae
Source: RefSeq, a predicted model, not a curated record